Diorhabda sublineata is the source of this 5634-nucleotide messenger RNA. RefSeq names its product exoglucanase B-like. The coding region runs from base 1500 to 3428 and encodes 642 amino acids. The record is from RefSeq and is a predicted model, not a curated record. Gene Ontology annotation, biological process: cellulose catabolic process. Gene Ontology annotation, molecular function: cellulase activity. Lineage: Eukaryota; Metazoa; Arthropoda; Insecta; Coleoptera; Chrysomelidae. The transcript has 4 exons.
UGUGGAAGCAAAAGUUUGUCGCAAUUGUAUUUUCAAUGAAUGUAGUUAUAUGGAGGUUGGUGGAUUUAAGUUAGUUAGUUUAACCUUUUAUUUUAUUAAUAUAAUAAUGUAGUCCAGUCAACAUUAUUUAACCCUCCAAAUUUAUAUAUUAAGUUUAUCAUCCCUAUUUGAAAAAUAUAAAUUGGUGAUUGCAAUGAAUUUUUGUUAAAGUUUUAACAAUUUGCAUACAAAAAUCUUAAAUCAAUAGCUGUGAUUAAAAAUUUUCAAAAAAAUAUAUGUAUUAUGAUUGCGAUAUAUAAAUAAGCACAGCUUUUUUGCUCUCCUGAAAACUUGUUAUUUUUGACUCACGCGGUUUUAGAACUUAAGAGACGAUAUUUCUUUUCUUAGAAUCCUUUGUACCAAUGUAGAAGAUUAGUUGUUAUUCAUAGAAGUUUAUUUUGAUACCGGUUGUAAUAAAUUUUAUAUAAUAAAAUAGCAUUUCAAAAAUUCAAAUACAUUGGAUCAGAUAGAUCAGCUGAUUGCUGUUUAUUAUUACAGAUACACGAGAUACAAAGUUACGGUAUUGUUAACUUUGUCAAAUGUUAAUGUUUAUUUUAAUUUCUUGUAUUUUACUUCGUCCCCCUUUCUAUUUCUCUUCAUCCCAUAUCUUAUUUCACCAUUCAACGUACAGUGGAACAAAGAGAGCUCUUCUUCAGAUCAGAGGCCGUUAAUUUUUAAAGUUUGCACAAAUUUUUAGACUAAAAAGUCCAGUAUUAAUAUUACUGUCUAUGUAACGUCGCGUUCGAUUUUUGGUGGAAAUUUCAAAUUUAAAGCUCAAUCUACAAAAACCUUUGGUUUUAUUACAUUCGUUUCGUGUGACCUUUAUUCAGUUGUAUAUUAGAUUUUAGACGUUUAAUAAUUGUUAUUAAAAAACUAUUAGUCAUUUGUCCAAUUACAUGGAUUUUAUACUAAAGUUUAAUUCCAAUAGGUCAUUUCUGUGAUGACGUCACAAUCAGCCGUACUAAGCUAGAGGGGGAGCAACCAUUGCGUUAUUUACAUUAAAACUAUUAUUAAUAGUGGUAUUUCAUUUUUAUUUUUUUUUAUAAAAAAUAUUCAUUUUAAUGAAAAAGCAAUCAAAACAAUUCUUUAUAGAAAUAAAAAUGACACCCAAUCUUUAUCCACGACAAUAUGGCCAAAUUUUUAUGUUAUGUUACUCGAAAUGAGACGUUUCUAACUCAAAAAGCAGUUUCCGAACAAUGAUGUACGUGAUCCGAAUUACUUUUCCAACAUUCAGAUAAUGAUCAUAUUGAAAUGAUCUUAGUUUCAGUAACAUUUCAUAAAUAUAGAGAAUAAUAGAGAGUUUAUAAGUUCGAAGUAUUUUUGAUAAGACACAUUUUCUCUUAUCAAGCACACUUCAAUUUUAAGUAGUCGCUUUGUGUUUAAAUAACUAGUAUCAAUAUAUCACUCAAUUAGUCCGUAAAGUUAUCAGUAAGUGAAUUUGAUUUAUUAAUAUUUGCAAUAUGACAAUGGAACUGAUUACUUACCUACUAUUAAUGGCUAUUAUCAGCAUUGGAAAUACUGAAGAUGUUUAUAAAAAACGAUUUUUGGAACAAUACAAUAAAAUACAUGAUCCAGCCAAUGGUUAUUUCUCUUCCAAAGGAAUACCUUAUCAUGCAGUUGAAACUCUUCUAGUGGAAUCAUGUGAUCAUGGUCAUGAAACGACAUCAGAAGCUCAUAGUUAUUAUAUUUGGUUAGAAGCAAUGUAUGGUGCAGUAACAGAUGAUUAUUCUAAAUUCAAUCAGGCUUGGGAAAUAAUGGAAAAAUAUAUUAUUCCUCUUCAUGAAAGUCAACCUAAUACAAAUCUCUAUAAUGCAUCUCAUCCUGCUAACUACGGACCUGAAAUGGACUAUCCUGAACAGUAUCCCACGGGACCUGUUGACCCUCCUGCUCGAGUGGGAGUGGAUCCACUGUACCAGGAAUUAGUAGAUGCCUAUGGAACUAGCGACAUUUAUGCAAUGCAUUGGUUAACAGAUGUGGACAACGUUUAUGGAUUUGGUAACAGCCCAGGUAAUUGUGAACUUGGGCCAGGUGAACCUGGACCAUCUUUUAUCAACACUUACCAAAGAGGAGAGAGAGAAAAUGCUUGGAAAACUAUUCCUCAACCAACUUGUGACUCAUUCAAGUAUGGUGGUCCACAGGGGUUCGGUAGUAUAUUUUCUACUGGUGAACACGCUCCUAAUUGGAAAUACUCCAUGGCUCCUGAUGCUGAUGCUAGAGCAAUUUCAGCAGCUUUCUGGGCUUCAAGGUGGGCUACUGAAAGUGGCCAACUUUCUCAGAUAAUAGGAACUUUAGAAAAAGCUGCCAAACUCGGCGACUAUUUGAGGUAUUGUUUUUUCGACAAAUAUUUUAAGAAAAUAGGAAACUGCAUAGAUCCCUACGCAUGUCCUGGGGGCACUGGCAAAGAGAGUGCGCAUUAUUUAUUAGGAUGGUAUUUUGGAUGGGGAGGUUCAAUAGCUACGCAGUAUGGUUACUCUUGGAGAAUAGGGGAGGGUGUGGCUCACUUUGGUUACCAAAACCCUAUGGCUGCUUUUGCAUUGAUUAAUGAGCCUAAUAUGACUCCCAAAGGAGUUACUGCUGUUGAGGAUUGGAAAAAAUCCCUAGAUAGACAAUUGGAGCUGUACGAGUAUUUGCAAUCUAUUGAAGGUGCAAUUGCUGGAGGUGUGUCUAAUAGCUGGAAAGGUAGAUAUGAAGCACCACCAGAAGAAUUAACUUUUAAUACUUUCCAUGGUAUGUUCUAUAAUUGGGAACCAGUUGCUGUUGAUCCUCCAUCGAAUCAAUGGUUUGGAAUGCAACCUUGGUCAACGGAUCGAUUGGCUCAAUAUUAUUACGUAACUGGAGAUAAAAGAGCUGAAAAAAUUCUUGAAAAAUGGGUUUCUUGGAUCAUAUCUGAAACAUCUUUUAAUGGAGACUCUUAUCAGAUGCCUAGCACAUUAGAUUGGGAGGGAGUACCUCCUAGUGUGCAUUGUAAGGUGGUUACUUAUGGAAAUGGAGUUGGACCUGCAGCUUCUACAGCUAGAGCUCUCUCUUAUUAUGCAGCAAAAUCAAAUAAUACAGAGGCAAAGGAUUUCGCCAAGAAGUUGUUGGAUAGUAUGUGGAAUUUAUAUCGAACUUCAUUAGGUAUCGCUAUCGAAGAAAAACCCGAAUUUCAUUUCAACCAAAGUGUGUAUGUACCACAAGGUUUCGAAGGUGUAUAUCCCAAUGGCGAUAAGAUAAACUCAGAAUCAACUUUUAUCAGUAUGAGAUCCUUUUACAAAAAUGAUCCUCAGUGGUAUGAGAUUGAACAGUAUAUGAAUGGAGGUCCAUCCCCAAAGUUUACAUAUCACAGAUUUUGGGAUCAAACUGCUGUGGCCCUUGGAUUUGGAGUUUAUGGACUAUUAUUCAAUGAAUAAUCAAAGCUUUAUUGAGUUGAAUACAAUUAUUAGUAUGCAAGCAUUUUAUUUCUGAACUUUACAUAAUCACAUUUGUUCAAAAAUUAUACUCAUCUCCCGUUGAUUAGUGUCAAAAACUUAAUAUUAUAAUAUGAAAUAUCGAAAUCCAUAAUGAAAAUAUAUUUAGUGAAAUCACAAUUUGUCACAAUUUGUAACUGUAUCUAAACAAACAUAUCGUCCAUUUAGAUACAAUAGCUGUGAUUUUAGAUCAGUUAUUAUUUCCUUAUAUUCGAAAAAAAAUAAAUUAUUUUAACUUGUAUACAUUCACUAGGACGUUUACUAAAGUAUAUAUUCGACUCCAAUCAAAACAGGUACGUUUUACCAUAUAAUUUGAAUAAAAAGAUAAAACUAACCUAACCUCACUAUUGUAAUCUUGUUAAAUAUAAUUGUUUUAGAUAAAAUGUACAGUUUGAACUUUUAUUUUGCGAAAUCAAGUCGUUGUGAAUGAAAUCAACCUUCCUAAAUAAUUUCACGGUAUACUUAAGAAAAUUAUAAAAUUUCUGAAAAAUGUGAUUUGUUAUACCUACUAAAAUAUCUGAUGAGUUUUCAUGAAUUUCUAUUUAUAAGUGGAAUUAUUCAGAAACAGUUAGUUUCGUUUACAAAAAUAAUAAUUGUUCUAAUUCUUUUCUCAUGUUUUAUAUCUAAUUUUAGCGUUUUUCAUCUAAAUAAUAAUGGUGCAGUGUUGGGCACCUGGCUGUAAGCAUUACAAUGUCAGAGAGCGUUGUAAGUUUUAUAGAUUUCAAAAGGAUCCAAAAGUAAGAAGCAAAUGGAUAAAGCUAACAAGGAGAACAACAGAACCAGGUCCCGGAGCUUUUUUGUGUAGUUGUCAUUUUGUAGAUGGAAAAAAAGAAAAUGGGCCAACCAUUUUUUUACACAAUGAAGGAAAAAUGUUUCAUGACCAAUAUCCCCAGAAAAAGAAAAGACCACUUCAAGAUGGGUUGGAAUUGCAAAUUGAACCACAAGCAUCUACGUCAAAAGAAACAGACGACUUCUCUCAAAGCAACCAUGUUAUGACAGAAGCAGAAAACUAUUUCUUACGACAAAGUCUAGAAAAAGCUACAGGUAGGUCUCUCUCACUUAUCAGAAACAUUCUCCUUUGAUCAUAUUAGGAGUGAUAAUAACUUGGUCAUUUUAUAUACUGGUUUGCCUACAACAGAUGUAUUCAUGGCUCUGUAUCAUUUGUUGGAAAAAAAUGAAAUAUUAUUUUGAAUGGAAGGUAGAAAAAAUGAGAAAAAUUGAUCAGCUGCUCAUGACUUUGAUGAAAUUCAAACAAAAUUUUCCACAUCAAGAUUUAGCAGUAAGGUUUAAUGUUUCACAAGGCACAGUCUCAAAUGUUGUAACAACAUGGGUGCAUGCCUUGCAUGAAAUUUUAUUCAAACAAUUCAUGUCUGAAAUACCAGAUAGAAGUAAAAAUCAGUUGUGCUUACCAAACUGUUUUAGUAGUUUCACAAAUUGUAGAAUUAUAAUAGAUUGUACGGAAGUUUAUACUUAUAUAAAUCGCCAAAGUAUGUCUUCCCAGAAGUUGACGUACAGCUCAUAUAAUCAUAGAAAUACAUGCAAAGGAUUAGUAGGUGUUGCACCAAAUGGUGUAGCUACAUUUUUAUCAUGUUUAUAUCCAGGUUCAACAUCAGACAAAAAAAUUGUCAAAGAUUGUGGAAUCUUAAAUCAACUUAAACCUGGAGACUUGGUAUUGGCAGAUAAAGGAUUCCUAAUUAAAGGUUUAAUGCCUCCCGGAGUUCAUAUUAACAUUCUCCCAUUUCUUACAACUCCUCAAUUCACUACAGAACAAGUUCAUCAAAUUGAAUGCAUUGCUCGAGCAAGGAUUCAUGUGGAGCGUGCUAUAAGGAGAAUGAAGGUGUUCAAUAUAUUAAAUUUAAUUCCACAUUCUUUGUUACCACAUGCUGAUGCUGUGUUUCAGGUAGUAGGGGCUUUAACAAACUUGCAGUAUCCUUUAAUUAAAGAAGUUGGACAACUUUAUUAUGAAGGGAUUCAAAAGAUUGAUCAUAUCAUUAAAUUUUGUAUAAAUAGUUUUUAAGUCUUAUGAACCUAUUUAACUUGUAAAACAUGUUUAUCUUUGCAUUGUAUCUGCACUUGUCUGUAAUAUAUACAUUGUUAUUUUAAAUCUGUUGUUUUACUUACAAAUAAAGUUAUAGCUAGUUUUAUUAAA